This is a messenger RNA of Halichondria panicea, 462 nucleotides long. RefSeq names its product TNF receptor-associated factor 4-like. Gene Ontology annotation, biological process: protein K63-linked ubiquitination; tumor necrosis factor-mediated signaling pathway. Gene Ontology annotation, molecular function: zinc ion binding. The transcript has a single exon. The record is from RefSeq and is a predicted model, not a curated record. Bases 1 to 462 code for a protein of 153 amino acids. Lineage: Eukaryota; Metazoa; Porifera; Demospongiae; Suberitida; Halichondriidae.
AUGGUUGUGACUGGGUGGAUGGUUUGGGAGACUGAGCUAGAACAACACCUUGGCGAGAAAUGCAAAUUUGUUGUUGUGGAUUGCCAAUACAACUGUGGAGAAGUUUAUAUGAGGAGAUUUCUAACAGAGCACAAAACUAACGAUUGUCUCAAAAGACCACACAGCUGUGACUACUGUCUGCUGGAGGGAACGUAUCAAGAGAUCCAAGACGACCACCUCCCAGUGUGCCCAAAGUACCUGGUGGAGUGCCCCAACGAGUGUGGAGUGGCUCCCCCAGAUAGAUGUCAACUGGAUGGGCACCUGAGAGAGUGUCCUCUGGCAAUGGUCGAGUGUGAGCUGAAGGAGCUGGGCUGUGAGGACGUGGUCCAACAGAAGGACGCGGACAAACACAUGGAGCAAGCUGCUCAGAAACACUUGAGGUUAUCAACUAGCAAGAAUCAGACAAAGCAUUCGCUAGGCUAA